Messenger RNA from Serendipita indica DSM 11827, 981 nucleotides. The record is from the annotation of a GenBank genome assembly. Lineage: Eukaryota; Fungi; Basidiomycota; Agaricomycetes; Sebacinales; Serendipitaceae.
AUGGAAGGAAUCUGGAAUAAGAUUACGGGCAAAGACGACCAUCACGAGCAACAGAAUCCACCUCAGACCGUUGCUCAAGGCCACACGCAGCCUCAGGCUCACGGCAACAUCAAUGAGCUCCGGCCAGUGGCCACGGAGGCCUCGACGCAAAAGGUGAACAAGGAAGAGGACAGCUUUAGCUUCUCGAAGAUCAAGGAAGCGUUGGGAGGACGAUCGCCUGGAAAACAAGCCCCUGCGCCGCUCCCUGCUGUAGGUGUGCAGCCUACGCUGAAUGCACCCCCCAAUGAGCGUAAGGAAAGUGACGACUGGCGUGACAAAUUCAAGGACCUCUUGGAUCGGGGUGCCACGAAUAAGCGCGAGGCAGAAGAGGAGCGCCUUCGUCUGGAGAGGGAAGCCGUAGAGAAGGAGAUCUCUGCUAAAGAGGCCGAGGAAAAAGCCACCGUCAAAGGAAAGCUCAAGGAUUUGUUCACAUCGGAUGCAAAGGAGGCUGCGGAGCAUCAAAGAUUGGUCGACGAGGCCAUUCAGAAGCGACGCGAAGCAGAAGAGGCGAAGCGUCGCGAGGAAUCUUUCCGUCACAAAAUCAAGGAUGUAUUUGACGGUGACGACGAGGAAAAGGAAAGGGAGCGCCAGCGUUUGGCUGAAGAGGCGAAGCGCAACCAGAGCUUUGGAGCACGUGUGAGGAAUAUCUUCAAGGAUGAGCCGGAGCCGGCACCUGUGAAGAAGCACCCCUGGUCGCGUACUCCUUCUCCCCCGCCAAAGAAGGACUGGAAGGACAAGAUCAAUGAGCUCGCUGGCGGUGGAGCAAAGGCAGAAGCCAAAGAAGAUCAUCUCGACAAGACGAUCGACUGGGUGCAAGACCACGUCCUCGGAAAAGGUGACCAACACAAUGAAAGUGCUGUUGAGCAAGCCAAGGACAAACAGAUUGCGGAUGCGAUUCGGCAUGUGACGGGCAUGAAGAAAGACGAUGACAAACGCCAUUAG